AGGUCCCGCCGUCCCAAGUGACUCAAGUGAAUGAUGAUGAUCUAGAGAAUUGUUCCGAUGAACAAUCCGAAUAUGGAGAAGUAGAACAUACCGAAUCCCCGUUGCCACUGCAGAAACUUUACUCAAAGUUUUGUAAAGUAAACAGCCUCAAACAGUGGUCACAAUCAAGAACCUGAUUUGUCCACAUCUCUGCGAUGCGAUUAUUCGCUCCACAAAAUUCGCUGACGAGCAUCUGAUCAAAAUGCUCUAUGGGAUGAGCUUUGAAAGAUCCCGCCACGAUUUGAAGCUGAAAACAUCUGACGGCAUGCACUGCGUGAUGACAAAUAAGGAGAUUGUCUGCCUGGCAUCUCAAUUCUUCCGUCAACAUUUGAAGGACACAACGACCGAGUUCACAGUUGGAAGAGCAGAUUCAGUGGAGAGCAUUGACAUUUGUCUCACAUACAUGAUCACUGGAAUCUACAAAAAACCUGCUCAAUUUUCUCCAAAACUCGCUUCAGAGAUAUUUGCUUUGGCUAAUCAAUGGAAGGUUUUGGAGCCGAAAGUCCUCAAGAACUCGAUUGAAAAGCAUUGCUGUGAGGAGUUACAAAAGAACUAUGAGGAUAUCAUGUACGUGUGCAAUAUGCUCAUCAUCGCCGAAGACGCUCACUUUACCAACGUUCAGAGCUGCUGCAUUGCCACUUUGGUCUUCUAUCACGUACGCGAUUUCAUUCGGAUUAUUGUUAAUGGGAAUCACCCACUGAAGAGUGCUUCUCUCAACGUCGAGAGUUCCUGAAACCAUCACUGACGAUGCAGGCGAAGAGAGCAUUUGCUGCGUCGAAUGAGGCAAAGUGUUUCAUCAAGUUCCUUCCGGCCAUCGGAGAAGAUUAAUUUGGAAGAAAGAGUACUAUUGAUAACUGUUUUUUGCCAAUUUUUUCCGUGAAUAAAGUUUUAGUGGUCGACACCUUGUGGGCUCGUUUUUUCAAUAGAAAAAUAAAGUUCCACCAAAAGCGAGCCCAUGUGGUGUACGCGGUUGUAUUAUUUUCUGAAAAUAUUAGUUGAAAAGAUUUUGUCCGAAUAAAAAUUUGUUUAAU
Caenorhabditis elegans is the source of this 1070-nucleotide messenger RNA. It is a transcript of the gene W03D8.7, whose product is annotated as BTB domain-containing protein. The record is from RefSeq and is marked reviewed. The transcript is spliced from 5 exons. Bases 242 to 772 code for a protein of 176 amino acids. NCBI's taxonomy places the organism in Eukaryota, Metazoa, Nematoda, Chromadorea, Rhabditida, Rhabditidae.